AUGCCUAAGAAAAGACACCAGGCCCGAUACACCAAGCCGCAGUCCACAGCACCGUCCUCGCUAAGGAGACGGGAUUCGCCCAGCCAAUAUGAGAGUGGAUCUCAAGGCCGCGGCGUCAAUCAGAUGCUUGCAGACCUGCGGCGCGUGGGUCUGAAUGCACACCCCCAUGAGGCCGUCGAGGUUUCGCAGAUUGUCGCUCCCAGCGUCCCGCCGUCCAUCCGGCAAUUUCUCCAGUUGCCCGAGACCCCGCCGCCCCGGCCGCGACGUCCACCCCGGACAGAUGCGGCGGGCCGGCGUCUGCCGCCCGGGCCCGCCCCGCCCAGGAGCUGGGUCUCACGCUCAGACACCCUCGAGUCGGAGCAAAUUGCCGGUGCCUACUCCCAGCAAACGCUUUGCCAUAGCAAUCUCCCGGAUGUUUACGUACCAAGCCGCAUUAGCUUGAUGAACCUUGUUUUACGACGGAUGGUCCGUGACUGGGCGUUCGUCAGGGAUUACGAUCGUUACUACCUAUCAUCCCUGCCACGCCACAUCCGAAGCGCUCUCAUCGCCAAUCUGAGCCUAUCCCGUAAGGAAGGGAUAUCCUUGGCCGAUGUCCGCCUGAUCCUCCUGCCCCCUCCUGGGGAGGGAGUGUCGAGUUUGGAAGAUGAGGCCCAACAGGCGGUCGCGGCCAACGAUGAUCUCGAGUAUUUGGACCUCUCGGGAUCCGUUGGUAAAUCGAUCAAGAUCAGAGACCUCUCGGAUCUAAUGUUUCCCUCCAACGCUGUGACAACAGAAAUUGUCCAAGACUCCUGGGAAGCUCCCGACACGGGCUCGAUACCCCGGUCUCUCUUUCCCAACCUCACCCACCUCGCCCUCUCAUUAGACCCCCAGCACACUUGCAACGUCUCAUGGAAGCAGCUCCUCGCCUUCUCAACGCACCUCCCGCACCUCACCCACCUAAGUCUCGCCUACUGGCCGGAGCCCUGCUUGACGCCCAACGCCAAACUGGCCACCGUGGUCGCGCAGCAAGGUCAGACCGUACAGUUUGGCGGCACGGGCCCAUACAGCCACUCGCUCGACAACGACUGGGCCGAGGCGGUUUUGGUCCUCAGGAGACUGAGCAAGAGCUUGUACGGCCUAGAGUAUCUAGAUCUGACUGGCUGUGCAGCGUGGGCGCCGGCCCUGAUGCACAAGGUGGACCACGAUGAAGUCGACUGGGUGGGCGACUGGGGCAAGAUCUCAACGCUCGUACUCCGGUCUGGAUAUAGCCUCACGGAGACCACGGGGCGCGUGGAGGUCUCACGAUAUAUAAAUAACAUGAGCACGGCCAUGAUGGUCGAGAGGCGUAUCAGGACGCAACGGGCCGGCCGGGGUCACUUUAUUACUGUCUACAGAGACUCGAUGCCCGAGAACAUGCCCGCCAGCUUGCUGGAAUAG
Molecule: messenger RNA, 1416 nt
Organism: Thyridium curvatum
Lineage: Eukaryota; Fungi; Ascomycota; Sordariomycetes; Thyridiales; Thyridiaceae
Exons: 2
Coding region: 1-1416 (471 amino acids)
Source: RefSeq, a predicted model, not a curated record